AUGAAAGAUUAUUAUUAUCUUUAUGUUUUAGAUAAAUUUAAACAAAAAAAAAGAAUGUUUAAUGUAAACUUUUCAGCUAAAAUUAAAGAAGCUGAAGAACAUAUAAGACAAGGUGAAAAAUAUUUGAAAACAUCAUUUCUUAAAUGGAAACCAGAUUUAGAUUCAGCUAUUGAUGAAUUUGAUAAAGCAUGUACUUGUUAUCGUGUAGCUGAAAAAUAUGAAAAAUGUCGAGAUUUAUCAUUACGAUUAGCUGAUUUACAAAUACAAAAAGGAACUCCAUUUUUUGCUGGUAAAUCAUAUGAACAAGCAGCACAAAUGACACAACAAAUACAAGAUUUGCUAACAGCAUCUAAAUAUUUCGAUCGAGCAGGACAAUUAUAUGUUGAAGGAGGUUAUCGUGAUUCUGCUGCAAUUCUUUAUGAACGUUGUGCACCACAAUUUCAACAAUUAAAUCGUUCUAUAUCAAUUGAUUUUUAUCUUAAAGCUGCACGUUUAGCUGAACAAGAAGAAAAAUUAUAUCAAGCAGCUGAUUUAUAUGAAAAAGCUGCUAUGCAAGCGAUACGUAUGGGUAAUUAUCAACAAACAACUGAAUUACUUGAAACAACAACAAAUACUCUUACAAAAUUAGAACGAUUUGAUCGAAUUAAUCGUGUUAUACUCUAUAGAAUAUUACUUAAAUUAUUUAAUGAUGAUAGUGUUGCUGCUCGAAAUAUUUUUGAUCAAGCUUGUCAAAUUUAUCCAACAUUUGAUCGAUGGGAAGAACGAGAUUAUAUUGAAUUAUUACUUGAUGCAUUUGAUCAAGAUGAUAAAGAUUUAAUUAGUCAACGUUGUCAAAGUCCUUAUUUCAUGGCAAUUGAACCUGAAUUUGUUCGUUUAAUUAAACGAUGGAUUCGUCCAACAACAAAAACACAAACAACAAAUAAUAUAAAUCAACAACAACCAACAACUUCAUCGACCAGUGGAAUUAAACCAAUACAAUUAGAUGAUGACGAAGAUGAUAUACGUUAA
Messenger RNA from Rotaria sp. Silwood1, 1008 nucleotides. The record is from the annotation of a GenBank genome assembly. NCBI's taxonomy places the organism in Eukaryota, Metazoa, Rotifera, Eurotatoria, Philodinida, Philodinidae.